CAACACUGUCAGCAAAAGACAACGCAGGUUGUUUCCCUUUCCCCAUUUUCUUGUUUAAUCCCACCUCUUUCUAGGUGGAGUUAGCUCGCCAAAGUUUUCCUUUUCAUUUGACGGAAUUAUCCAAGUCCCAACUUUUCGAUAAUUUCAAUAAAUGCUGUUACUCUGCGACAGUGACAUAUGAUCUCCAAGACUCCAACCGACGUGAGAAAGAAAUCCAUUAUUCCGUUUACUUCUAGAAUUUUGUAGGCGGCAGUCGGUUGGUUCCUUCUUGUCAAUGCGGUGCCGAAUUCAUCUGAUUGGUGCUAGUCAUCGCCUCUAGGUGUAAAACCCCCACAUUCAAAAUUAAAACCGCGUGCCCUUCUUAUUUGAGUGUUUAUAUUCAAUUGUAGUUGAACAAUUGGCGCUUGAUAUUGUUUAAUUCAGUAUUUUGAUUGGAUUGGAGUAGUAGUUGAAGUUGUAAAGUGAUUUGAGUAGAAAAUGGUGGGAGCUGCUGAGGGUUUUAGUGAUGGUGGUAAUGGUUUAACGAAUGGGGCAAUUAAUGUGGCAAAUGGUUUGUCAGAGGAGAAGAUUGAUGAAAUCCGUCGUUUGUUUGGGAAAUCUGACGGCGAUCCGUUGAGGAUUGUGGGGGUUGGGGCGGGGGCGUGGGGGAGUGUGUUUGCUGCAAUGCUGCAAGACGCGUAUGGGGGUUUCCGUGAUAAGGUGCAGAUUAGGAUAUGGAGGAGGGCAGGGAGGUCGGUUGAUCGGGCCACGGCGGAGCAUCUGUUUGAGGUGAUCAAUUCAAGGGAGGAGGUGCUGCGGAGGCUGCUCAGGCGGUGCGCGUAUUUGAAGUACGUGGAGGGGAGGCUGGGUGAUCGGAUUCUGUACGCGGAUGAGAUUUUGAAAGAUGGGUUUUGCUUGAAUAUGAUUGACACCCCGCUUUGCCCUAUGAAGGUUGUGACUAACUUGCAGGAGGCUGUGUGGGAUGCUGAUGUCGUUAUCAAUGGAUUGCCGUCGACUGAGACGAGGGAGGUGUUUGAAGAGAUUAGUAGGUAUUGGAAGGAACGGAUUAGUGUGCCGGUUAUCAUCUCUUUGGCGAAGGGUAUUGAGGCGGAGUUGGAGCCAGAGCCUAGGAUAGUUACUCCGACUCAGAUGAUUAAUCGAGCUACUGGGAUUCCUAUGGAAAAUAUUCUAUAUCUUGGAGGACCUAAUAUUGCAUCGGAGAUCUACAACAAAGAAUAUGCUAAUGCUCGGAUAUGUGGAGCUGAAAAAUGGAGAAAACCACUGGCGAGGUUUCUUAGACAGCCGCAUUUCAUUGUUUGGGAUAACGGUGACCUUGUUACUCAUGAAGUUAUGGGGGGUUUGAAAAACGUAUAUGCAAUUGGAGCGGGGAUGGUUGCAGCCCUAACUAACGAGAGUGCAACAAGCAAGUCUGUGUAUUUUGCUCACUGCACAUCAGAGAUGAUCUUUAUCACCCAUCUUUUGGCAGAGGAGCCUGAGAGGCUUGCAGGUCCUCUAUUGGCUGAUACUUAUGUAACGUUGUUGAAGGGUCGUAACGCAUGGUAUGGUCAGAAGUUGGCUAAAGGUGAAAUAAACCUUGAAAUGGGAGACAGUAUAAAAGGCAAGGGAAUGAUUCAGGGGGUUUCAGCCGUAAAAGCUUUCUAUGAGCUGCUGAGUCAGUCUCGUUUAAAUAUCAUGCACCCUAGUGAAAAGACGCACAUUGCACCAGUAGAACUCUGUCCAAUCUUGCAGAAACUGUACAAAAUACUGAUAGUGAGGGAGCUGGCAUGUGAGGGGAUUCUUCAAGCCUUGCGAGAUGAAACCAUGAACGACCCUCGAGAACGCAUUGAGAUCGCCCAGCGCCACGCCAUCUACAGACCUUCUCUACUCAUGAACUAACAUCGGUGUUUAGAAAGAGAUUACUACUCCAAUUCUUGGCUGAAGUUGGAGGUGAAACGUGUAAAAGGUGCCUGGAGAAGUGGAAGAAAAAUAACUUAUUUUUUAAUAAUUUAAUUUAGCAACGGUAUUAUAGAAGUAAAUACAAAGAAGGGAAAAUUUAGGGAGAUCUAAAUUAUUGAACUUCAGUAAAUUAUUAUACAUCUAAAGGAGUAUUAUGAAGGUGAAAACAAAGUGGGAAAUUUAGUGAUCUAAUUUAUUGAUCUUCUGUAAAUAGUUUUGUACGCCACUGCGGUGCUUGUUAUGAUCAUAUUGGUUA
This is a messenger RNA of Salvia hispanica, 2191 nucleotides long. Its product is annotated as putative glycerol-3-phosphate dehydrogenase [NAD(+)] 1, cytosolic. Gene Ontology annotation, cellular component: cytosol. Gene Ontology annotation, molecular function: NAD binding; glycerol-3-phosphate dehydrogenase [NAD(P)+] activity. Gene Ontology annotation, biological process: glycerol-3-phosphate catabolic process; carbohydrate metabolic process. The record is from RefSeq and is a predicted model, not a curated record. NCBI's taxonomy places the organism in Eukaryota, Viridiplantae, Streptophyta, Magnoliopsida, Lamiales, Lamiaceae.